AUGAAGAGCUGCGUCGCCGCGUCUCGACCGGCGCACGGCUUCCGGGGGACGAGGGUUUGGACCCGCCGCCCGCGCUCGGGUGAACCGGUGAGGCGCGCGCGCGCCUUACCUCCCCCUCGGUCCCAGGUAUCGUGGUCGAAUCCCUCCGGCUCCGUGCUGACUCCUCUGCGGGAGAAGGUGUGGGCCGCCGAGCGUCCGUUCGUGUGGCAGGGCAUCGACGUCGGCGGCAAGAUGGGAGUCGUCAAGAUGCGCGACGGUUCCCUGUGGGUUCACUCGCCCGUCGACCUCGACGACGACCUUCGAGCGGCGCUGACGGAGAUUGGAGACGUGAAACACAUUGUUAGCCCAAACUUCGAGCACGUCAAGUACGCCGCCCAGUGGAAGGCUGCUUUUCCGGACGCCGUCCUGUGGGGAUGUCCGGGGAUGAUCGAUAAGAAGCCGCUGAUCCCGUUCGAUCGAGAGGUUGGCGUCGACGACGCGUGCCCGGAGGAGUGGAACGGCGAGUUCGAGCUCGCGUUCUUCGACUGCGAGGUCAAUCCUUUCGUCGGCGAUCCGUUCUUCAACGAGGUGGUCUUUCACCACAAACCGAGCGGGGUGGUGCUGGUGACGGACCUGUUCUGGAACUACGGCGGGGGCGGCGAGGCGUUACCCGCGGCGACGAGGGCGUGGAAGUUCGGGAUGGAUAAGGUGUAUCUCCCGUUUUAUCGCGCGUUCAUGGUGCGGGAUCGGGCGAGGUUCGAAGAGCGAGCGCGACGGGUCAUCGCGUGGGAGUUUGAUUCCCUCCUGCCGUGCCACGGCACGUUCGUGGACGGGCGCGGGAAACGCGCGUUGAGGGAACACCUCUCGGGCGAGAACGGGUGA
Micromonas commoda is the source of this 861-nucleotide messenger RNA. RefSeq lists its product with no specific name. The record is from RefSeq and is a predicted model, not a curated record. Bases 1 to 861 code for a protein of 286 amino acids. NCBI's taxonomy places the organism in Eukaryota, Viridiplantae, Chlorophyta, Mamiellophyceae, Mamiellales, Mamiellaceae. The transcript has a single exon.